AUGUCUGAGAAUUAUGGCCUGUAUCAGCAGCAGAUCUACGCCAAUGGCGCGUUGAACAAUGUCUUGCCCACCGUGACCACGGACCCCCGGCUUCUCGAGGAGCAGGCUCGCAAGGCCCUGGGCUCCCGGUCCUUCAACUAUGUGGCAGGUGGUGCUGGGGAGAAGGCAACGAUGGACAGCAAUCGCUUGGCGUUCCGUCAGUGGAAGUUACAGGAUACCAAGGAUGAUGAAGCCGGUCUGUCUAUCGCAUACGCAGUAUCCAUAAGAAUUGGUGAGCCGGAUAUUUCAGUCACCCUUUUUGGACAGAAAUAUCCUACUCCUCUCCUUAUGGCUCCCGUGGGGGUCCAGUCUCUCUUCCAUGACGACAAAGAGACUGGACUGGCAGAGGUGUGCGCUGAAGUCGGAGUACCCUAUAUCCUGAGUACGGCCAGUUCCAGCUCUAUCGAGGACGUUGCGGCCGCCAGUGGGAAUGGGAAGAGAUGGUAUCAGCUGUAUUGGCCGCAAGAUGACGAUGUGACACUGUCAUUGCUGAAAAGAGCCAAAGAGAAUGGCUAUGAAGUUCUUGUGGUCACUCUGGACACCUGGUCAUUGGCAUGGCGCCCAGCCGAUCUGGAUAAUGCAUACAUUCCCUUCAUCAAGGGUGUCGGAAAUCAGGUCGGUUUCUCAGACCCAGUGUUCCGGGCCAAGUUCGAGGAAAGCUCUGGCUGCAAGGUCGAGGAGGACAUUGUGGGCGCCUCCAGAGCGUGGAUAUCCGAUGUCUUCUCGGGGAAACCACACACAUGGGAACAGCUGGAGUUACUACGCAAGAACUGGGAUGGUCCCAUCGUCCUCAAGGGCAUUCAGCAUGUAGAGGACGCAAAGUUGGCUCUCAAAUACGGAUGCGAUGGCAUUGUUGUGUCGAACCAUGGAGGCCGGCAAGUGGACGGAGCCAUCGCCUCCCUGGAAGUUCUCCCUGAGAUUGUUGACGCCGUGGGAUCAAAAAUGACCGUUCUGUUUGACUCGGGCAUCCGCACGGGGGCGGACAUCGUCAAGGCCCUCGCCCUCGGAGCCAAGGCUGUGCUCGUCUCCAGACCGGUCAUUUACGGCCUCGCCAUUGACGGCAAGCAUGGGGCCAAGGCCGUGCUACAAGGUCUGCUGGCCGAUUUCUACCAGACCAUCGCUCUUGCUGGCAUUGGGACGAUCGCCAACUGUAACCGGGAAGUGGUACGCCGGGUGCAGUAUGGAGGCGAUGUGAAGGCCAUGAUGUAA
Messenger RNA from Rasamsonia emersonii CBS 393.64, 1248 nucleotides. Its product is annotated as Lactate 2-monooxygenase. Gene Ontology annotation, molecular function: oxidoreductase activity; FMN binding. The transcript is spliced from 5 exons. Lineage: Eukaryota; Fungi; Ascomycota; Eurotiomycetes; Eurotiales; Trichocomaceae. The coding region runs from base 1 to 1248 and encodes 415 amino acids. The record is from RefSeq and is a predicted model, not a curated record.